AUGGGCAGGCGGGAUUCAAGAGAAUAUCUUUCAUUCUACGUCCUGGUUGUUAGAGCUAAUUUUGAGCUGACUGUCUUUCAGUGGCUUGUCGUGAUCGAGGACACUGACUGUGGAGAACUCUCUGGCGAUGUCGUACGGCCCCGCAGAAGGCUGGAGAGAAGAGGCCACAGGCCAGCUGCGGCGAUAGCGAGGGAUGCGCUGGGUGGGCGUCGCCGCUAUCUGGAGGCGCGACGCCCGCCGGACCGCAUCCGCCGGCCAGUUCCGCGGCAGGCAGACAUGGGCCCGUCAACGGCGCCCGUGUUCGCCGCUCUGGUCACUCUGGUACUCGCAUUGGCUGCACCGCCGUCUUCUACACCUCGCACCACUGUAGGAACUACGGAGCGGCCAUGGAACAGAGGAAAGACAUUCAUGAAUCAGCUAGCACAGCUGCUAGACGCCAGAGUGAAAGACUAUGGAAUCUUCCGGAUGCCUCUUCACGACUACACCCAAGAGCUGAAUCGAACUGUCUACGGUAUUAAGCUCGAAGGCAAAAUGAUGUUCCGCUAUGGCUUCAUAAUGAGUCUUGAUAGGAUUGCAUUUGAGCCAAGAGAAUAUCAACUCAACGAAAUGCAUGGCAUCACCUACAUCAGGGGGUCAUUCAAGCUCCAAAAUUUAACCAUCUUCUACGAUCUGUCGGCUCGCAUGAAAGACCAAGGACCCAUCAUCGGUACAGCCAAACACGUAUUCGAAACUUGUGGCAUCGAGGUCAGGGUGUGGAAACCACCGUCGAAGCGACCACACUACGCUCUCAACGUGAAGCAUGUCCAGUCUGCGAGGCACACGGAGUACUUACCAGACACACCUGUCACCAGGGCAAUGGCCAGAGUGUCGAGGCUGACGAGCUCAACGUACCUGUGGAAUGACAUUGAAAACUGGAAUGAUGGUGUAUUCAACGUCCUCCUGGGAGAAAUAUUGCACCACAUAACAUAUCCAUUCUAGAACAUGACUUUAAAUUGUUAAUAAAAACACAUAAAAAUACCUCCAAAAGUUUAUUUUCCAAAUACACGUAAAUUAACAGUAGGUGUGUUAGUACUUUGAACAAUAGAUAUACGAGAUCACUUCGAGUACUGAGAAACUAUCUCUUAAUACGAUUAAAUAAAUGUGAGCUGUACAAAAACA
Molecule: messenger RNA, 1158 nt
Organism: Schistocerca americana (American grasshopper)
Lineage: Eukaryota; Metazoa; Arthropoda; Insecta; Orthoptera; Acrididae
Exons: 6
Coding region: 1-978 (325 amino acids)
Source: RefSeq, a predicted model, not a curated record